Molecule: messenger RNA, 9274 nt
Organism: Bufo gargarizans (Asiatic toad)
Lineage: Eukaryota; Metazoa; Chordata; Amphibia; Anura; Bufonidae
Gene: PRX
Product: periaxin
Exons: 8
Coding region: 184-7005 (2273 amino acids)
Biological process (GO): peripheral nervous system myelin maintenance; regulation of RNA splicing
Cellular component (GO): cytoplasm; nucleus
Molecular function (GO): protein binding
Source: RefSeq, a predicted model, not a curated record
GGGGGGAUCUGACAGAGGGCACCGCGGCUAGAGGCUGAUAACCUGAAACCAGCGUGAAGACGGGGGAACAUAAGUGAGGCAACUACAUGAGCAUAUCCAGGAGUGAACUGGUCGUAGACCCUACAUGGAAACUUUCCAGUGGGGCCACCUGAGCCCCCCUCAUGACCAUCAGCCAGAUAAGUAAUGAUCUGGUGCUCCCACAGUCCAGAGGUUGAACGAGUGGAGAGGCAUGUGUCUAGUAAAGCACCUGAACCCCCUGCAGUAAAAGAGAAGUUCAGCCCCCUGAAGCAGAGGAGUCCCCCCGCCAGCCGCCCCCACCUGUCCCCGGAGGAAAUCAAAGACGCGGAUCGAGCGGCACAGAAGGAGAAACUACACGCAGAGUUAAAGAAAGUUUUGCUACUGAAAGGGCAAAGAAACUCUGCAGAACAAGAGGAACCGAAGAUGGAGGCUAAUGUGAAGAUAACAGAGGAGAAGCUAAGAGCUUCAGAGAUGGUGGAGGUGAUUGUAGAAACUGAGGCACAGGCAGGAAUGUCCGGCAUAAACAUCUCUGGAGGAGGCAAAGACGGACUAUUUGUUUCAGAAAUCCUUAAGGACUCCCCUGCUGCCAAAAAUUUGUCUCUGCUUGAAGGGGACCAGAUCAUAAGUGCCAGAGUUUACUUUGAAAACAUUAAAUAUGAAGAUGCCAUGAAGAUCCUCCAGUAUGCAGAGCAAUAUAAAGUCUCUUACUGCCUCAAAAGGACAGUGCCGUCUAGUGAUGUUACUGUGUCUCCAAGCUCUGGGAGUGUGGAAGUGAAGGGUCCAAAAGCUAAGAUGCCAAAAAUGACUGUUAAAAGCCUGACUCCAGUGAAGAAGAAAAAAAAGAAGGUUCCAGGUGAAGUUAAGGACUCAGAAGCUUCCAUGGAAGCUUUAAAAGGUUCAGAAAUUUCUGCUGCCAGCUUGGACAUUCCACCAGUAGAUGUGGAAUUUUCCUUUCCAAAGUUCUCCAAAAUCCUAAAAAUGAAGGGAGGAGCAGACACCACUACUGAAACUAAGAGCACAGAGAUCUCUACUAAAGUAACUACAGAACAGAAAAGACUAAGGAUGAAGUUCCCAAGACUAAGGGUCAAAGACGCAGCAGUGGCUGGGGGACUUUCUGUGGACAUUUCUGGUGCUAAAGAUGUUUCAGGGAAAGCUCAAGAUGAAGUAAAAGGGAAAGAGAAAUCUGCAGCUCAAGUUGGUAUUGAUAUUCCUAAAAUGAAGAAGCCAAAAGUUGAUGUCACAGUGGCAAAGCCAGAUAUUGAAUUUGCAACAACAAAGGUUGGAAUUGCAGCACCACAGGUUGGAACUGAAAUUAAAGAAGAGACAGUUUUUAAGACUCCUCAAGUGGAGCUUGAUAUACCACUAACAAUCAAGAAAAGUGAGACAGAAACUUCUGAAAGUAUUAAAGCAACUGGCUUAAGCACCUUGAUUAAAAUUCCAGAUGUUGAAAUUAAGAUGCCAGUAGCUGGUGUUGAAGUGGAAGCACCAGAAGCUCUAAUAAGCAAACCAUCCAUUUCAAAAGUAGGAAUUUGUACACCACAGAUACAAAAAGAGCAAGACCUCACUCUUCGAGUUGAUGGAAGGCCAAAGACUGAAAUAAAAUUACCUUCAGUUGAAAUAGCACCACCUAAAUUGGAUGUUGACUUAAGUUUACCAAAAGUAGAAGGUUCUGUAGAAGUGGAAACACCAGCUUCUACUAGUCAAGGCCUACAGAUCAAACUUCCAAAAUUUUGCAUGUCCACUAAAACAGCAGAAUCUAUUUUGGAAGUAACCCCUCCCCAAGUCAAGAAAGAUAUUAAGGGGAAAGUUUCUGAGGAUAAGGUAAAGAUCCCUUCUGUAAAAACCCCACAAUUUGGAAUUUCUCUUUCUAAAGAAAAAAUUCAAGGAGAUAGUCCUGAAAGUCAAAAGAAAAGCUCCCUAAAGUUUCCAUCUAUUGACAUCUCUGCUCCAAAAGUGAACUUAGACCUAAAUGUACAGUCAGAAGAUCCUUCUGUUGAACCUAUUCAGGUUCCAGAUGUAACCCUUAAGAUGCACAAAGUGAGUCCUCCUAAGGUAGGCAUGAAAGUUAAAGAUGCCUAUGCUGGUACUAUUUCAAAAUUAGAUGUGAAAUCUGAGAAAGUUGAAGCUGAAAGUUCUAUUGAAAUUCCAGAUGUUACACUUAAAAUGCCUAAAAUAGGUCUUCCUAAAUUGGGCUUAAAGGAUGAAGGACUGGGAGCUGAGUCAGAGGUAUCAGCUGGGAAAAUUGAAAAAGCAGAACUUAAACUGAAAGGUCCUAAACUACCAAGUUUUGGUGGGUUGCUUGUAAAAGAAAAGUCUGAGGUAGAUGGAUCAGAUUCUUCUACAGAAACAGAGGGGAAAUUAAAAUUUCCUUCAAUUAAGAUGCCAUCAGUUGAUAUUUUCUUACCAAAAGUCCAAGACAGUGAUCCAAGUAAACUGGAGGGCACCCUACCCACAACUAAAGUAGAUAAAAAAGGACUUGAAUUAGAUAGUACGGACUUGAAGUUUAAAAUGCCCAAAGUCUCCUUACCUAAGCUUGAUGUGACAACAAAACUUGGAAAGCCUGAUAUGUCUCCUCCAAAAGUUGGAAUUCACAUAUCUGGUGCUGAUACAAAAAAAAAAGUUGACAAAGAGAAAGAAGAUAAAAUAACUUUUGAUCUUAGCUUAACCUCAUCAAAACCUGACCUAGAUAUUUCAGUGGAAAAGCCUAAAGGUGCAAUUAAACUUCCAAAAGUAGAGUUGGAUUCAAUAGCAUUUGAUGGCCAGACUGGAGAUUCAAAAGUAGCAAUUCCUUCUAUUAAAAUGCCCGUUUUUGAGAUAGAUGCUCCUAGACUUGAUGUUGGUUUAAAUUUGCCAAAAGUGAAAACUGAGGGAACUGAUGCAUUUGUUGAAGACAAAGACAUUAAAUUCCAGAUGCCAAAGCUAAAUCUUCCUAAGCUCAGUGACGUAGCCAAAGAUAUGGCUGUUGAACUUGAUGUCCCAAAGGUGACGGGUGACAUUUGUUCACCACAUCUUACUACAGAAAUGAAGACUGGGGUAGACACAGAAGAUAAAGGACUCAAGAUGAGUUUGCCAAAAGUUGAAAUUGGACUUGGGAAAUCCACAGAGGUUAGUGAGGGUGAAUUAAAAGAAAAGGCUGAAGUGAAACUUUCUAAAGCAAAACAAGUAAAGCCAGUUGUAGAAGAUGAAGAGGCUAAAAUGAAGUUGCCAUCUGUUAAACUUCCAUUUCUUGAGAUAGCUACACCAAAAAUUCCUGAUGUGGACAUUGGUGCAGACAUUCCAACAGUUGAAACCGAUGUGUCUGGUAAAGAAGAUUUGGCAGCUGUUAUUUCUGGUGAUGGUGAAGCUAAAUGGAAAGCACCCAAGUUUUCUUUUCGUAAACUUGGAAUUUCUGGAUCAAAAGCUAAGAAAGGUGAAGUUGAUGGACAAACAACAGAUGCAGAAAGAGACAUUGAACUUGCAGUUAAAUCACCAAAAAUGAAAAUGCCUAAGUUUGGAAUAGUUUUUCCUAAAUCAAAGCAAGAUGUUGCAGUAGAAAGAGAAAUAAAAGCUAGCAAAGAGAAGGUGGACACUUCUUCUGGUCAGGUGGACUUAUCUUCUGAUGGAAAAGUUAAAGUUCCAUUAGGUAAACUUCCAACCGUUGAUAUCUCAGCUCCAAAGUUAGAGGUUGAUGUUGCACUUCCCAAAGGAGAUGCUUCACCACCACCUGAAAUUAAUAUUGACAUUCCAGAUGUGAAGUUGAACCUUCCCAAAUUUUCCAUGCUGAAAUUUGGGAAAAGCAAAGGUGGUGAAGAAGAUGCAGAUAUUGAGAAAACUAAAGUUAAGGGUAAAAUGUCCUCAUCUAAAUCAGCAAAAGCAGAAGACGCUUCUGCUGAACUUGAUGGAAAGAGUACUGAAGCCAAGGGAAAAGGAAGAGAGCUAAAAAUGAAAAUGCCUACUAUUAGGAUGCCUUCAUUUGGAAUAUCAAGGAAAGAUACAGAUGUUUCUGAGGAAAAACCUGUAAUAAGUUCUCCAGAAGAAAAAACUAAGAAAGUUAAGACUGUAACGCAGGACUCAAAAGUCUCUCUAGAGACUGAGAGUGGCGAUGGAAAAACUUCUUUUAUGAAAAUGCCCACAUUUAAAAUGUCAUCUCCAAAAGUAAAGGCACCAGAAGUAAAUUUGAUUUUAAAAGGUUCAAAAGAAAAUCUUCAGAUGCCUGAUGUCCAUGUUAAAGUCCCUGAGGUUGAGUUACCUUCUUUUGGACUAAAGAGUGAUCAAAAAACUGAAGUGUCACUUUCAAAGACAGGAGAAAAAUCAGUGGGUCCAAAAGAUUCUGACUUCCACCUUAGUGAUAAAAUGAAGAUGCCUUCUCUGGAAAUAUCUACACCUCCAGCCGCGCCUUCAUUACAGAUUUCUGUCCCGUGUGGUAAAUCAGACAUCUGUACAUCAAAACCAAAAGUGGAAGUAGAUGUUUCUGAUGCAGACAUUAAAAGAUAUGAAGGUGAUUUAAAAAUACCUAAGCUUUCAUCCAUUGGUGCUUCAGUUUCAGAUGUCAAAUUCGAUAUUGGUUUGCCCAAAAUACGAUUGGAGCAUGAGGCUGAUGUUAGCAUGGAAAAAUCAUCUGCCAAAAUACAGAUACCAAGAGUUGAACUCCCUAAGUUUCAGGAAUUGGAAGCCAAGGUGGACAUUAGUGGUGAUAAAGCAAAAGCCAUUCAUUCCGAAGAAAAACUUAAAGGGCCUAAGCUGAAACUGCCACACGUUGAUAUUUCUCUUCCAAAAGUAAAAUUUGAUGAAGAGGACAUACCAUUUAUUGAAGGUGAGACCAAAGUACAAGGUUCAAGUGCUAAAGCAAGUGCUUCUGAAGAAACCUUCAGUUUGCCAUCAGUAGAGCUCUCAAGAAUGUCCACUCCCAAAAUAAGAGCUCCAGAAUUGGAACUAGAUAUCAGUCUAAGCAAGGAUGAUUUAAAAUUGAGUGACUUAUCUAAGUCACUCAAAGUAGAAUCAAGUGGUUCUGAAGGUGAACAACAUGAUUUAAAGCUCAAGAUGCCAAAAAUAAAGAUUCCUAAAUUUGGAGACUCCAUGACAGGUGUAGAGGAAGGCAUUGUUAAAGCAGAUGUCAAGACUUCCAAAACAGAAGACAGUUCUGAAUCAGGUAUCAUGGACUUCAAAAUAAAAAUGCCUAAGCUUCAAGUAGGAUCUCUUAAAGGGAAAGAAGAGGAUAAAGAGUUAAAAAGCGACCACAAAAUGUCUAUGAAAAGUGAUGUGAAGGUCUCAGAUCAUGAAGAUUCUGACAAUGGCCGUAUGUUCAAGAUCAAAAUGCCAUCAUUUGGGAUAUCAAAAGGGACCACAGAAGCAGGCACAGAACUUUUGCAUCCUUCUGAGGAGAGUGUAGACCUAAAGUUUAAAAUGCCAAAAAUGACUUUGCCUGAUGUUGGAUUUUCAGGAGGUGAAAGUGAAAGAGUGGGGGCUUCCUUGGAAAGUGACCAUACUAGUACAGUUACCAAGGUAAAAAGCAUCACUUCUUCAAAUCUUGAAGAGUUAGAAUUAGAUGUAGGGCUGAAAUUGCCAAAAAUUAAGAUGCCAACAAUUGUUAUUCCAGGACGAAAGGGAGAUGAUGACAUGGAAAUGACUCUUGAUGAGGAAUCCAAAGGAAAAAAGUCAUUGUUCAAGAUGCCAGAUGUGGAACUGUCUACUCCAAAGAUUAAAGCACAUGGUGAAUAUGAAGUUGAUGGAACAAAAUUGGAGCAAAAGCUAACAAAAGGCUCAGAAGUAGGUGAUUUUGCAAAGAAGAGCAGUAAAAUCAAGGAUGAAUACAAACAUGACUCAUCUGAAGAGGAUGCUGAAAAUAAAUACAAAGUAAAGCUACCAAAAUUAGCAGUUAGUUUACCAAAAGCUGUAUCUGGAGAUGUGGAGCUUUCUCCACCAAAAUUGAAGGCAGAGACAAAAGACAGUGAGAUCAGUAUGAAAAGUCUGCACUCUGAACAUGAGUCACAUCAGCAUGAAGGGAAAAAGACAAAAAAGAAUAUUUUCUCUCUUAGCAAAACCAAGGACAAAAGUGCAAAUAUGGUAUCAUCUGACAUUGACACAAGUCUGGAAUUGGAAGGUCCUGAAUUGAAGAUCAAGUUGCCAAAAAUAAAAAUGAAACCUUCUUUUGGUCGGUCAAAAGGCAAAGGUAAAGGGUCUGAAGAAAAUGGAGAAGAAGAAACCGAUGCAGACUCAAGUGAUGUCUCGGCUAAGUCUUCAAAGAUCAAGUUCCCCAGAUUAGGGUUUUCUUCUUCUAGAGUUAAUUCUGGGGAAUCCGGGGAAGUAAAUAUAAAUGGAACCUCUGGCCAUGUAAAUGGGGAAAAUGAGGUAUCUACUCGAAAUGGAUCACAAGAUGGUGUUGUAAAGGUUGGUAAGCUAAAGUUUCCUAAGGUUGAAUUUUCAUCACCAUACAAGGGCAAAGAAAUAGACUCUGAAAUGAAUCUAAAAUUAGUCAAGACAGAAGAACCCGAAUCAAAAGAUGAAGGCACCGAGAGCUCUCUUUCCUACAAAUUUAAGUCUCCUAAAAUUGCUUUCUCUGGUUUCAAGAAAAAAGAAAAGAGUGAAGAUCACAUAAUUAGCUCCUCUGCAAGAACCGAGAUGGCAACUAUGGAAAAUGUUAGUGAGGGUGACUCAAAGUCAGGGAUGGGUCGGAUCUCCCUUGGAUUUCUUUCGAGUAAAUCUAAGGGGGAAUACACAGUGGACAAUAGUGGUAUACAUAAAGACAAUGAGGGUGGCACCAGUAAAGACAAGUCAACCAAGUAUAAGAUUCCCAAGUUAUCUCUGAACUCAAAAUCGGAAUUGAGUAAAGAGAUGAAGGAAGAAAGUUCUCAAGAAGGUUUCAAAAUUACCCUGCCGCAGAUGAGCUUUACUACCCAUCAAGAAGAAGAAACCACAGAAGAGCAAGAAACAAGUUUGGGCUUCAUAAAAGUUACAACAACAAAACAAAUCAAGACAGAGACUGUAACAGAGAAGACCCUGGCCAUAUAAGACAGUACAUGUGUUCGUCAAGGACUUAAUUUACCAACAAGUAUCCUUAAAUGUUGCAGGCUGCAUGUUCCAAAAUAAUCUCUCCACUCUAAUCUCUCCUGCACCUCAAUGACUACAGUGGUGGUCCUCCAAAAUUGUCUUAAUGAAGGUUACCAUACCUGUCUGUAUUUUAAUUCAUUUAAAUUGAUGUGCUUAUCAUUUAAUACCAGGGUUAUUAGAAGAAAUGUAGAUUAAAAUGGUGUUUGCUUCUUUCCACCCAGACUUGCAAAUAAAUACAAAUUUUAGUAGGGUUGUAGCUACCAUGUCUUAAUUUAAGCAGAGAGUGAAGUAUAAUAUUGAAACUGAUACCUCUGGGGUCUGAUUAGUUUAUUUUAUAUGGUCAGUGCCAUUGUUUACUUUCCUCUGACAAUAGAGCGAGACUGGUCACCCAAUAUUUGGCUUUGGCGAUAGGAAACUUCACAGACCAUUCUGUGGUUCAGCAAAGUUUGGCAUAUAUGAUAGCGUUGAAGAACUACUCAGUACUCAACAUUCGCACUAGUACAUGCCUAGCCAGGGUAUGGGUGCAGUUCAACAGUGGGCACCUUAAAGCAUUCUUACAAUCCUUACACAUUUCUUGAUGCACCUUGUUAAUGAUGCACCUCCGGCUAUCUUUGUCCAGUUGAUGCUAAAGCCCCCAAGCUGUUUUGCUUAAUUAAUUCAUGUAUCAAUUUACCUAUUUCACUGUGCAACACAAGCAAGGUAAUUUUGUAGAAUGUUAUUUAUAUAGAAAAUGUGCCUUAUUUCUUUGGUAUUACAAACAGCAUGACCACAGAGCGUGACCACGUCUUGCCUCCUCCUGAAGUUUGGAACUGCAAAAAUAAAAAGUUGGUAAAAUGUAAUAACAACAUGUCUUCAUAGUCCACCAUCUGAUCAUUUUUAGUGCCACCUCCAAAUUCAAGUAAAAAGUCUGUUGAAUUUAUAGUCUGGGGCUUACUUUUCCCCCCAAAUACUUCUGUGUAGGAAAACAAAGAUGAGGAGACGAUAGACAGUUAAGUAAUUCCUUCGGAUAAUCAUGUUCUUUAUGGUUGCAGAGCCAUUUGUUUCAUUAAGUUCUACUAUUUUAGAUAAAGUUGGCAAAACUAUUGAAGGUGUUAACUCACCCUAGCCAAAAACAUUCUGGCAACCAAAUUGUGAAAGGAAAAUUGGUUUUCUGAGACCCAAUUUUCUUUACUCAAAAAUGCCAUAACAUAAAAAAUGCAGUUAGCAACUUCCCUGUUGGGAUUUUUUCCAUGGUGGCGAUUUAUAGAGUAUGGCCACAAUGAGAUAUAAUUUCCAUUAUCGCAGUUUUGGUUUCAGCUCUACAUUUGUUGGAUGUGUGGUCUAUUAUUAAACUUGCAAAAGGGCCUCAGAGGGUUACAUAGUUGAUACGGUUGAAAAAAUACAAAAGUCCAUCAAGUAAGGGUUACAUCAGGGUUACAAUUGCCCAGCUGCUAUUUCAUGUUUUUUUUAAUCUGUCCUAAAAAAAACAUCAGUCACACCAAAACCCUUGUCACCCCAAAAAAUCUCUCUAGGGCUUAUUUGACUUCACCAGUGAAAUUAGGCAUCUUCAUAAAAGCUCAACACCCUUAUAGCAUUCUGCAGUCACCAUUCCAGAACCCAAUGAUCGCAAUAAUGUACAGUACCCUUGAGGUCUGGGGGGGGGGGGCGCUUGUAUAUCUCAGGUGGUCUCUAGGUGAAGUAUGAGCUAGGAGAAGCCUUCUUCUACAUAGACAACUGGAGGCUGUGUAGCUGUGUGUAAAACAAAGUUUAGGUUUUUUUUCCUUUGGAGGUUAGAGUAUGAUACUAGCGUGUGAGAGAGUUUCUUGCCCUGCAGACUGAUGUGAUAUCUGUGUUCACCAUCAAUAACAACGCAUUUGUGUAAACAUAAUUGUGAAUCUCUAGACCAGUGGUCUCCAACCUGUGGCUCUCCAGCUUUUACGAAACUACAACUCCUGCCAUGCUGUGAGUUGUAGUUUUGCCAAAGCUGGAGAGCCGUUGGUUGGAGACCCCUAUUCUAGAAGCUACUACAAGAUGUAUAUUGUCAUUUUUUGUAUUUACUAUAAUUGUUAAUUAUUAAAAAAAUAAAUAAAAACUUUAUAUUUGAAGUGGAACCUACCGUUUUUGUAAAGUACCAGCUAACCCCUUCCUGCUUACUGAUUUCUUCUUUUUAUUUAAGUGGUGUUUUGAUGUAGUAAUCCAAUCUUUAAUCAGAACGUCUUAAUAAACAUUUAAUUGAAAGCCAUGAAAACUG